CUCGCCGCUCCAGGGAAUGAGAUCUGCGUGCCAUCCGAGUCCCUUUAGCCAAACACGUACCAAGGUUGACUACUUGAAGAAGACUGACACCCCGCCCGCAUUCUACAGCCUCUUUCGUUCACCACGCUCUCGUAGCUUAAUACAACGCAAGCCGCCAAAAUGAAGUUCUUUGCCGUCGCCGCCUUUGCCAGCGCUGCCUUCGCCAAGGUCUUCCUCGCCAACAAUGAGGCGGACUACGCUUCCAUUGCCGUCGGCAAGCCCUUCACCAUCGAGUGGCGUGAUGCCGAGGGGCCCGUCACCCUCUACCUCAAGGAUGGUCCCACUGGAGCCCUCCAGACCGUCAGCACCAUUGCCUCUGGCCUGACUGGCCAGAGCUACACCUGGACCCCCACCAAUGUCCCCCCUACCAAGUACGCCAUCGUCAUCACCGACGGCGUUGAACAGAACUACAGCGGGCAGUUCUCUAUUGCUGGCGCCAGCGCCUCCGCUUCCGCCUCUUCUGCCAGCGCAACCUCCUCGGUCACCGUCACCGUCUCCUCCACCGUCAGCAUGAGCGUGACCUCGUCUGCCUCCGUGACCUCCUCCGCUUCCGAGUCCUCUACUUCCUCCAGCACUCGGAGGACCUCUACCUCCACCUCGGCCACCACCACCGCCUCUGUUCCCCCCUUGAACGCUGCCGCUACCCUGGCUCCCGCCUACGUCGCCCCCGUUCUCCUCGCUGUCGGUGCCGCUUUCUUCUAAGCCGCUGGCUCAGAGAUGAUGGUUGUUGGUUGAGAUGCAAGAAGCUGUGAUACAGAGAAUCAGGUUGCGCUCCCUGCCCGAGUAUUUGAAGGCUGAAGAUGUGCUCGACUGUAAUUCAGCGAAAAGUAUGACAGAAAUGUUUUAAUAGGGUCGUCUAAUGCUAUUCAAUCUCGGCAACGCCCCUUUGGGAAUAUGUGAGUCGG
Microdochium trichocladiopsis is the source of this 944-nucleotide messenger RNA. Its product is annotated as Ser-Thr-rich glycosyl-phosphatidyl-inositol-anchored membrane family-domain-containing protein. The record is from RefSeq and is a predicted model, not a curated record. The transcript is spliced from 3 exons. The coding region runs from base 160 to 741 and encodes 193 amino acids. Lineage: Eukaryota; Fungi; Ascomycota; Sordariomycetes; Xylariales; Microdochiaceae.